UCGCUGAUAUUUCCCCAUACGUUCGGAAUUCUGUGUGUAUCUGCGAAAUGCGAGGAAAGAGUAUGAGAUUUAGAAUGAUGACUAUAUCAACGAAUAAUACCAACGCUUUCUCAGUGCAGCACAAUGAGUGCAUCGCGAAUUGCAUCCUCCGAAGUGGUCCAGAUCCGCGAAUUAAUGCGAACACUCGCUAUCGAGAACGUGCAACAUUCGUGAACUCGCUCAUCGCAUUAUUUAAUCAGGAUUUAGUCUUAUUAUUCGUUACAAAAAGCAAUAAAUUGGCUGUUAUGCAAGAAGUGCUGAUUAUUGAAGAAAGUGUGGCAAACGAAAAUGGAGCAGGAUGCUCUAGUGCUGAUUAAUUCCAAUUAAUUAAAAGAAUUAAUUC
Messenger RNA from Pogonomyrmex barbatus (red harvester ant), 382 nucleotides. RefSeq lists its product as uncharacterized. Lineage: Eukaryota; Metazoa; Arthropoda; Insecta; Hymenoptera; Formicidae. The record is from RefSeq and is a predicted model, not a curated record.